AUGGAUGAACGGAAGACUCCCGUUGAAUACUCCUCCGAGCCAGUCCACACUCCCCGACCCGCAGGAUGGAUGUACAAAGACACCAAGAUCGGUAAAUUCUCAACGAGCUGGUAUGCUUCCCCACGCAUUCAGUUGGGUAUGGUCGCCUUUGUCUGCUUCCUCUGCCCAGGCAUGUUUAACGCUCUGAGUGGAAUGGGCGGUGGUGGAAAGUCCGACCCUAGCUUGGCCGAUAAAAUGAAUAUCGCCUUGAACAGUACUUUCGCCGUCGUCGGUUUCUUCGCUGGAACGGUCGUUAACCGUAUCGGUGUCCGUCUUUCUCUCUCCUUCGGUGGUGUCGGUUAUUGCAUUUAUUCCAUUAGUUUGCUCGUCUCCGAACAUGCUUAUGUCCCCGGUUUUAAUAUCUUCGCCGGCGCCUUCCUCGGUGUCUGCGCCGGUCUGCUCUGGGCUGCUCAGGGAACCAUCAUGAUGUCCUACCCGAUCGAACAACAGAAGGGUCGCUACUUCUCCUGGUUCUGGGGUAUUUUCAACGUCGGCGCCUGUAUCGGUAGUUUGAUCCCACUGGGCCAAAACAUCCAUGUCAAGGAGAACAAGACCGUCGGCGACGGUACCUACAUCGCCUUCAUCAUCCUCAUGUUCGCAGGUGCCGUUCUCGCCCUGUUCAUCUGUGACGCAGACAAAGUCAUCCGUCGCGACGGCUCGCGCGUCAUCCUCAUGAAGAACCCCUCGUGGAAAUCCGAGAUCGUCGGACUAUGGGAUACAGUCCGCUCCGAGCCGUGGAUCAUCCUCCUCUUCCCCAUGUUCUGGUCCUCCAACUGGUUCUACACAUACCAGCAGAACGCCAUCAACGGCGCUUACUUCAACACUCGCACCAAGGCGCUAAAUGGAUUCCUGUACUGGUUUGCUCAGAUCGUCGCCGCUGUUAUCAUGGGUCCUUUGCUUGAUAGCGAGCGCGUGCGUCGCUCUGUUCGUGCGAAGAUCGCACUGAUCGUCCUUUUCGUCCUCACAGUCGUUAUCUGGGGUAGUGGCUAUGCUUGGCAGGUGCGAUACACCCGUGAGGAUGUUGAUCCCAAGACCACCGAUUUCAAGGGCUGGGAUUGGACGACCCCCGGCUACGUUGGUCCCAUGUUCCUCUACUUCUUCUACGGCAUGUACGAUGCUGCCUGGCAGGGUCUGGUCUACUGGAUCAUGGGCGCUCUCGGUAACUCCGGCCGUAAGCUCGCCAACUUGGCAGGCUUCUACAAGGGAUUGCAAUCCGCCGGUGCGGCCGUCAUGUGGUCGUUGGAUGAGCGCAAGAUCCCCUUCAUGAACGAAUAUGCCUCGAACUUCGGUCUGCUGUGUGGCUCGAUCCUCAUCGCUGUCCCUGUCGUCUUUUUCAAGAUCAAGGAUACAGUCCCCGUGGAGGAUGAGCUUGCGGGCACUGGAGAGACACUUGAGGACGUGCUGCCCCCUGGUGCCAUUGAGUCCAAGCGUGUUGGGGACGAGAAGAUCUAA
Molecule: messenger RNA, 1491 nt
Organism: Penicillium concentricum
Lineage: Eukaryota; Fungi; Ascomycota; Eurotiomycetes; Eurotiales; Aspergillaceae
Product: DUF895 domain membrane protein
Exons: 4
Coding region: 1-1491 (496 amino acids)
Source: RefSeq, a predicted model, not a curated record